Molecule: messenger RNA, 1534 nt
Organism: Triticum dicoccoides
Lineage: Eukaryota; Viridiplantae; Streptophyta; Magnoliopsida; Poales; Poaceae
Exons: 2
Coding region: 1-1209 (402 amino acids)
Molecular function (GO): protein binding
Source: RefSeq, a predicted model, not a curated record
AUGCGCGGCAAAAAGAGGGCAUUGUCGCCGCCGGCCGCCGCCGUCGAUGCCACGGCAAGGCUCCAGGACCGGCACCUCGCCGAGAUCCUCCUGCGGCUCCCCUCCCCCGCUAGCCUCGCGCGCGCCGCCGUCGUCUGCCGGCGUUGGCGCCGAAUCUCCGUCUCCGCGGCUUUCCUUCGCCAGUUCCGCCGCCUCCACCCGCCCCAACUCGUCGGCUUCUUUAUCUGCAACGGCGGUUUCCAUGUGGAGAGGGUCGGCGGCCGCCUCGUCGGCCACAUACUCGACCCCACCUUCCUCCCGGUGCUCCCGCCGCCUCAGGGCGUCGGAAGGGCCACCCAGCGCUGCAUCGACUUCUCCCUCCGUCGCGUCCCCGACGUGGACCACUGGACCCUCGCUGACGCCCGCGACGGCCUUCUCCUCCUCAGCUCCACCUUCAACGAUCGCAUGAGCAUCCCGCGCAACUUCGUCGUCUGUGAUCCCUUGUCCCGCCGCUCUUUCCUCGUGGAGCACGCGCCGACGUAUCAGCUCGACGGCGAAAGCGCCUACCUCGGCGCCGCUCUGAUCGUCGUGGACGGCGGAGCCAGCUCAAGUACCCUCUCCUUCGAGGUGAUCCUCGUGACCUACUUCAUGUUUGGGCCGCGCCUCUGCGUCUUCUCCUCGCGCACGGCGCAAUGGAGCGUUCAUCCCGAAGCCAGGUGCGGCAAGUCCCUGAUGCCGAUGCUGAGCGGGGUGGGCGACCCCGCGCACGCCAAUGGCUGCGUGUACUGGGUAAUGGACGACGAGAGCGAGGCGUACCUCCUGGUGCUCGACACGCGCACAAAGGAGUUCUCCACCACCAUCAAGCUGCUCGCCAGCAUGCGGGAGCAGUACGACGGGAACAUGAGAGUCAUGAGGAGCGAGGACGGGGAGCUCCGGAUCGUGGGCAUGGCUUGGAGGGCGCUCGCGCUCCAUAUCUGGCAUCUCGAUAGGUGCAGGAGCAGGAAAGGCCGAUGGGUGAGGGAAGAGGUCCAUGAAUUGGCCACGUUCCAGGGUGUAAUUGAGCUUUUUGUGGACGGCAAUGGCGGCAGUACUAGGAUCAUGGAUGCCUGCGAGGGGGUUGUUUUCCUCAAGCAGUUUGGCUCUGACUGGGUGUAUGCUGUGAGUCUGGAGGACAGGAGGGUGGUGAAGCUGCCGCACAAGAGGUUCUCCUCUGGACCUGCACUUCCUUAACGGAUGGCAUUGUUCCCCCCCUUGCCGAAUCAGGCCCAAGGCCAAGAUGGAUAAGCUUCUACUGGAUCAUGGAUGAAGUUGACGCUGCGUCAUACUUAUGCCUACUAUCAUCACGCAGAAUGAUUAAGUACACGGAAAAGAAACAACAACUUGUAUUCAGGGCCAAAAAAAGCAUCAAACUAGUAUGAUACUUUAUUCUUGUUCAAAAUAGCUGAACUUACUACCAAGCUGUAGGAGGCAUACGGUGCAAGAUUUGUCGCUAGAACUUUUGUUCAGGUGGUAAUCUUGUGGAUCGACUACCAUUUUACAUGUUUCAAAAUGUAUG